GAGUUAGCAUAUCUGUCCUGCAAGGAGCACAAGAAGAAGUCCCUGUUUGGAGCUAUGACCAACAUUUGUUAAUAAGCUUGCAUCCUGGAGGCAGUUGGCACAACGCUGAGAAUCUUACGGCUUCAGCAAACUUUGUUCCACAUCUCAAGACUGUGAUGCACAUCUCUGAUGAUAACAAAAGCAAACUUAAUUGGAAACAUCCUUGUGGUCUUCCACUAUUCCAACUUUAAACAUAUUUGAAAAUCAAGUAUGAUAAUGACCCAAAUAAAUGGGAGAAAAGAGCAUAUUCCUGCCAUUUGUGUCUCUCUAAUGAGGCAAAUUUAAAUGGACACACUUCAGAUGUUGAUGGCCUUUCCACGAACUCAGACAUUUUCCUUUGCUACAAACCCAAACAUUUUUUCCUUGCUUAGUAGCAGAAAGCAUUCUGUAACCUGAUGGCUCUUUUUUUAACAACCCAACAGAAACUUGGGAAGAGAUCUUUGACCCCUUCUGCAAUACUGUGUCAUCAAGCACCCCACAAGGUCCAGAGAACAUCAAGGAGAGUGUCCUAAAGAGAGUCUUCCAAAUUGCAGCGGCAUUUUUUAUUUGGCCUAACUGGAACAGAUGCCAAGGAAUAAAUGUGGAUUUUCAAAUAAGUUUCCCAGUCUGGGGUGUCCCUCCAGGUUCUGCAUUUAUAAAGCAAGAACCACAUUUCCAGUUAGUUUUUAUCAACAAUGUGGAAGUAAAGCUUCUUGCAACACUACCAAAUAUUUGUUCUUCGCUCUUUCAAAGAAAGGGCAGAGCGAAUCACAAACAACACUGGAUGAACAUUAACCAGUAUUGAUAUAAUGGCUUUGAACUCCGAGAACAUCUCUGCCUCUGACUGCUUCAACUGCACCCAGCCUGUGGAGGAAGUAAACAUUUCAAAAGCCAUAUUAUUGGGUGUUAUCUUGGGGGGGCUGAUUGUUUUUGGAGUCCUGGGUAACAUUUUGGUUAUCCUGUCGGUAGCCUGCCACAAGCACCUGCAAAGCGUAACUCACUAUUACAUUAUCAACUUGGCUGUGGCCGACCUCCUGUUGACUUCUACCGUCCUCCCUUUCUCUGCUAUUUUUGAGAUUUUGGGGUAUUGGGUUUUUGGGAGGAUCUUCUGCAACAUCUGGGCAGCUGUGGAUGUUCUAUGCUGCACAGCUUCCAUCAUGAGCCUUUGUGUCAUCUCUAUAGACCGAUACAUUGGGGUGAGCUACCCGCUAAGAUACCCAGCCAUAGUGACUGAAAAGAGGGGCCUCCUAGCCCUGCUGUGUGUCUGGGUACUGUCCCUUGUGAUAUCAAUAGGCCCCCUCUUUGGCUGGAAACAGCCAGCUCCAGAAGACGAAACCAUCUGUCAGAUCAAUACCGAUCCUGGUUACGUAUUAUUCUCUGCCCUGGGCUCCUUCUACCUCCCCUUGAUCAUCAUACUGGCAAUGUACUGCCAGGUGUAUGUGGUGGCAAAAAGGGAAAGCAAAGGACUGUCUUGUGGCCUGAAAACAGAGAAGUCCCAGUCAGAGGAAGUGACUCUUCGCAUCCACCGCAAAACCACCACAGAAUCCACUGGAUCAACACCCAGCACCAAGCACAGAUCCAAUUUUUCUGUGAGGCUCCUGAAGUUCUCCAGGGAAAAGAAAGCAGCUAAAAGUCUGGGGAUUGUUGUGGGAUGCUUCAUACUCUGCUGGCUUCCUUUCUUUAUAAUCAUGCCCAUUGGUUCUUUCUUUCCCGAGAGCAAGCCCUCAGAGACAGUUUUUAAAAUCGCAUUUUGGCUGGGAUACCUGAACAGCUGCAUCAACCCCAUCAUCUACCCUUGUUCAAGUCAAGAGUUUAAAAAGGCAUUCCAAAAUGUUCUAAGGGCCCAGUGCCUCCCACCACGGAGGUACUCGGCCAACAAAUAUUCCCUCAGCUUCAACCUCAAUCAUGCAAGCAACCACGUCGCUGAAGCACCAAAAGACGUUGUCCGCAUCCCUGUCGGCUCCGGAGAAACCUUCUAUAAGAUUUCCAAAUCGGACGGUGUUUGUGAGUGGAAACUCUUCUCGGCCAUGCAGAGUGUGUCCACCAAGAGCACAGCCUCAAGGGAUAAGGCCAGCUGUGUGACAGCCAAAGUCAAGAGCAAAGGUUUCCUGCAGGUAUGCUGCUGUGCAAGAACAUCAGGGGAAAACAUCGCAAAGGACCAGAAAGUGCCCACCAUUAAAAUACACACUGUCUCUGUCAGCGAUAAUGGAGAGGAUAUUUAAAGGCAUCCAUCAUUCUGGUGGGACCAGAAGAGGUUUACAUGCAGUAGUUCAAUAUCGGCAACCUAAGGAGGGGGUUGCUUUUAAUGGGGUAAUGCAGAAGGGAGAAUGCCAGCAAGGGAAUGAUGCUAAAGUGGAACAAAGCAUGUGAGCUUCGACUGAAUCCAAGUUACUGGGGGAAUCUCAGGCAAUGUGAUUUAAAUCCCAUUGAAACCUGUGGGGUUCAGAAAUGGGACCACUUGAGGCUGGACUUCUUCAAGCGAUUCUGCUAUUAUUUCCUGGCUAUUUUCAAGGCUCCGUGGUUCAGUUAGUUUUAUUUACAAUUGUUUAGCCAUUGCGUUCUUAACUUUGCGGGGUGGGGUUGGAGAAAUGUGUCGUGGCGUGUCCUACAAUAGAAAUCUAUGAAUAUCUGUUACUGGUUUCAA
This is a messenger RNA of Lacerta agilis (Sand lizard), 2662 nucleotides long. RefSeq names its product adrenoceptor alpha 1A (gene ADRA1A). NCBI's taxonomy places the organism in Eukaryota, Metazoa, Chordata, Lepidosauria, Squamata, Lacertidae. Gene Ontology annotation, molecular function: alpha1-adrenergic receptor activity. Gene Ontology annotation, cellular component: membrane. The transcript has 2 exons. Gene Ontology annotation, biological process: regulation of vasoconstriction; cell-cell signaling; regulation of cardiac muscle contraction. The record is from RefSeq and is a predicted model, not a curated record. The coding region runs from base 828 to 2240 and encodes 470 amino acids.